Messenger RNA from Nymphaea colorata (pocket water lily), 2436 nucleotides. RefSeq names its product DUF21 domain-containing protein At5g52790-like. Bases 604 to 2217 code for a protein of 537 amino acids. Gene Ontology annotation, biological process: magnesium ion homeostasis. The record is from RefSeq and is a predicted model, not a curated record. NCBI's taxonomy places the organism in Eukaryota, Viridiplantae, Streptophyta, Magnoliopsida, Nymphaeales, Nymphaeaceae. Gene Ontology annotation, cellular component: intracellular membrane-bounded organelle. The transcript is spliced from 13 exons.
CUUCUUUCUCACUUUCUAUGUUUUACGUAUGUAAGGCUGUCAGCCAAUAUGAACUCUAUGUUCUUCCAAACGACAGCAAAAGGAUGAUACAGGCAACGGAAAAUUCCGAUAAGCAGAUUCUCUGAUGCCAAGCCAACUCCCAACUUGAUCGCAUUAUCCAUAAUCCCAGCGUGGGACAAACGGUUACUUGGUGUCAUCAAACAGUUGCGAAAACGGUGAAAAAAGAACAAAGGUGAGAGACCAUCGAUCGUCUAACGAAGUGGUUCACCACUCGGCGAAAUCCAACUAACGAAAAGGCAAAACACGAAAAUACCACUGUCUUCCUUCGUCGUAUAGUGCAGCACAGCGGCCAAGUGAAACGUGACGCUGAGUACCAUCUCCACUUGCCUUCCCUUAUUAAAACCCUUUGCCUGUGAAACCUCCACUCAUUCUCUCUCUCUCUCUCUCUGAUUCUUUAUUUUCCAUACUGAGUCGGGGUAUUAGGUACCAUCACAAAAUCUAUUAUUUUGGGGAGUUUUUCUCUUUGUAGAUACUGGGUUUUUGGCCAUUUGGAGGAAUGGAAUAGCAGAAGCUGGAGUUAUUGUAAAGCCGGCAGCUCCGAAAAUGGCAGCCAACGAUGUCCCUUGCUGCAAACCCAUGUUCUGGGUGUACCUUCUCACUUGCACAGGGUUGGUACUCUUCGCCGGGUUGAUGUCCGGACUUACCCUGGGCCUCAUGUCAUUGAGCCUCGUCGAUCUUGAAGUCUUGAUGAAGGCAGGCAAACCCCAGGACAGGAAACAUGCAGCGAAGAUACUUCCGGUUGUAAAGAAUCAGCAUCUGCUCCUUUGUACGUUGCUUGUUUGCAACUCUUUGGCAAUGGAAGCGCUCCCCAUAUUUCUUGAUGCACUUCUUCCCGCUUGGGGUGCGAUCUUGAUGUCAGUGACUUUGAUUCUGGCAUUUGGGGAGAUUAUUCCUCAGGCAGUGUGCUCUCGUUAUGGAUUGAAAAUUGGUGCGAAGCUUGCUUCUGUUGUUCGUGUGCUUCUGUUGAUCUUCCUGCCCAUCACAUAUCCAAUCAGUAAGUUGUUGGACUGGCUGCUGGGAAAGGGACAUUUUGUACUUCUGAGAAGAGCUGAGUUGAAGACGCUUGUUGAUAUGCAUGGAAAUGAGGCAGGAAAAGGAGGUGAAUUGACUCAUGAUGAAACAACAAUAAUUAGCGGGGCGUUGGAUCUAACACAGAAGACUGCCAAAGAUGCAAUGACACCAAUAGCUGAGACUUUCUCUCUCGAUAUAAACUCCAAACUGGACAUGCAAACAAUGGGUAUGAUAAUGACUCGAGGUCACAGUCGCGUACCUAUAUACUCUGGAAAUCCUACUAACGUUGUUGGACUUAUUCUUGUAAAAAAUCUAAUUACUUGUCGCCCUGAAGAUGAAGUUCCUAUUAGGAGUGUUACUAUCCGGAAGAUACCUAGGGUACGUGAGUAUCUGCCACUUUACUCCUUACUAAAUGAAUUUCAGAAGGGCCAUAGUCACAUGGCUGUGGUUGUCAAAUGUUCCAAAGAUACAAUGGAGCCCACAGAAAACAUAAACGGGAGAACCAGGAUGCUAGAGAGUAGGGUUGGCAUCAAUAAGAAAAGAAGGGACAUUGAGGGGAAGGCAAUUCAUGAUGGGUCUCGAUCUACUCAACUUGAACAAAUUACUGUAUGCUCAGGGUAUCCUAGUACAACUGGAAUGCGCAGCCCUGCAUCAAAAGUUGGUACAGAAAGGCAUGGAGAAACGGCUGUGCAACCAAGAAAAUGGGAACGAGCUGGUGAAAAUGACAUUCUUGAUGUCAAUUCGGAAUCCCUUCCCAGUUUCCCAGAAGAUGAGGAAGUUAUUGGAAUAAUAACGAUGGAGGAUGUUAUGGAGGAACUAUUACAGGAGGAGAUAUUAGAUGAAACCGAUGAAUACGUUGACGUCCACAACAAGAUCACAAUCAAUAUGCUGCCUCCAAGAAAAUCAUCACCGAAAUCACCUAAAGCUGCACAGUUUCCUUCAUUACCACGCAGAACUCCAGGGGCUUCACCACUUUCCUCUUAUAAUCAAUCUCCUCCAUCGCAGUCACCCACUUCCUCUUAUGUUCGUGUGCCAGGCCAGCGACCUACUCAGACUUUCUCUCCCGACAAGUCUGUCACAUCUUCGCCAGUGAACAAUGCAGUGCAAGGUCGUUUAUCACCGUCUUCCAUUCAAGUCUCUAGGUAAUCCCAUGAAGAGCUACAAAAAAUGGAUGAUUUAUGACAUUCAAGUGCAUCGUCUCCAUCUCUCUUGUCAUCCUUCCAAAAAUCUCAAAUUCAAUCAAUGUAAUUAUUUCCAAGAUGAGGUGUAUAGGCUUGCAAAUGUAAUAACUGCAGAAUGAUUUGUUUAUAUUUUGUUAUGUACCAACUCUUUAAGAAGCCUAGAACAUUGAACAUUUCAGUCUUC